UUCCAUUUGUGUUGCAAAUUGAAAUAAAAUUAGUGAAUAGAAUACAUAAAAAUGAAAAUAACUUGUCGGAUAUGUAAAAUACAACAAGGCGAAUUUUUUACCCUUGAUAGCGUAGUGCCCAUUUAUGGACAGAGGAACUAUAAGUUAUUGGAAAUCUAUAACAAAUGUUGCCAAUUGAAUGCCCUUAUACAAGAUACCUUGCCUCAGGUAGUAUGUUUGGCUUGUUUGGAAAAGCUGAAAGAAUUUUUCGAAUUUCAAUUAAAAGCCGAAAAAUCAGACUUGGAACUUCGAAAAGAAUUAGAAGGGGUUCAAACCCUUGAUAUUAAAACAGAACAAUUGGAAAAUUGUCAUGUGCCAACUAUUAACCAAGCAAAUACAGCAAUUAAACCGGAAGUGGAAGAAGAAGUUAUUACUACGGAAGAUGAAUUCGAUGAUGAUGAUCAUUAUGAAGACGAUGAAAAAAUACAGGAAGACGAUGAGGAUGAAGUUGAAGAUACAGACAUUUUAUUUGAAUUAUACAAUAAAAAUGAUAGUUGCUUGGACAAUUAUUUAAAAUUUAAUAAAUCUGAAUCUGAGACAGUUGAAGAAUUUAAUGGUCAGGAAGAACAUGAUUAUGAAAUGGAAAUAAAUCAAACUAUUACUGAAAUUAUUAAUACGCCUGAAGCUGACAGUAAUAAAAUGCAUUUGGAUACAACAGCAUCUGAUGAAAUUGAUGCUGGAUUAGAAACAGACAUACCAAUCAUAGAAAUUUCAAGACUUAAAUUACCAAUGCAAUGUCCGCAAAUGCAAACUCUAAUUUUAGAACCAAUGGUUGAAAUUAGGAAGUGGCAGUGUGCCGAUUGCGGUCGGAAGUACUUAACAGAAGAAAAAUUGGAACAACAUCGUAAACUACAUAACCAAUCUGAGGAUUGUCAGUGUGAAAUAUGCGGUACACAUCUAAAGUCGCUGUAUGACUAUCGGGAACAUAUGAAAGAACAUGGCACAGAGCGUAAAUUUUCUUGUGAAUAUUGCGACAAAACUUUUUCCACGCGAGCUAAUCUUAAAUCUCAUUUAUACAUUCACACCAAUUUGCGGCCAUUCAAGUGUGAAAUUUGCGGUAAAACAUUCCAACAAAAAUCAAUCUUAAAGACCCAUAUGACUUUGCAUACCGGCAAACCAUUUGAAUGUACUCUAUGUCAUCGGCGUUUUAGUCGAACAGCUCAUCUGAAUAUUCAUAUGCGGCAACACAAUAACAUACGGCCAUAUCAAUGUACUGAAUGUCCCAGUUCAUAUAUGCAAAAGUCACAUCUGGAUCGUCAUAUAUCAAGCUCACAUUUGGGCGUUCGUUUCCAAUGUACUAUAUGCGGUAAGAUGUAUACUAAGAAGCCGUCAUUAAAUACUCAUAUGCGUGAUGCACACUGUACAACGGUAUGUUUGUACAAUUGUGAAAUUUGUGAUUUGGAUUUUCCGAAACAAAAAGCAUUAUCUAUUUCGGCCACAAAGGGUAGAGCAGCUAUAAGUCCCGCUGUUACUUUAAUAACAUUAUCUUGUGACAUUUGCGGACAUGGUUCCAAUAUAUUGGCCAUACACAUUUUAAUACUUACAUUUGCCGGAGGCAUGCUUACCGCUGAAGGUUUCUGCACUAAAGGUGCACCACUACCACCAGCUCGUGAUGUACCCGAGAAUUCCUUGUCCGGUACAAAACGUUGGAGCGCCUCACCAGUGCCCGCAGACUUAGCGGGCAUGCCAAGUGCAAUUUGUUCUGAAAUAUCACGCUCGCGUUCUUUUUGCAAUUUGGAACGCUUGUCGGGAGCUGCGCGUGCCAAGUUACGAUCGCGCUGCCGUUCACGAUGUCGCUCAGCACGAAGUUCAUUACGUUCUUUGGCGUCAGCGCUUGUACCUGGUACCUCUUCUGUGGGAUUACUAUUCGACAACACUGGAAGUACCCCUCAAACAAAGUCUUUAGUUAAACAGUAUCUUUCAGUUUGUAAUUACCGCAGAUAUAACGUAAUUAAUUUAACAUGCAUAAAUACAGAUAAAAAUUCGUUUUUGUUAAAUUUUUUUUCGACAAUGUCUUCAGCAACAUUAGCCACGAGCUGUAGAGCAUGCCUAAGAGAAUCAUUGGAAUCAUAUUUUGAAAUGAAUAAACAAUGUCAUUUCUCUUCAGAUGAUCAUAAUUUCGGAGAUAUUUUAAAUUUUUGCACUCAUCUUCAAGUAAAGAUAAAUGAUGGAUUUCCACAGAGGAUUUGUGUAAUAUGUGUUCAAGAUUUACAACAAACCUAUGAAUUUUUGCAAAGGGUAAUGGAAAGCGAUAAGAAACUGAACGAGUUGAAGGAAGUUGAUGAUUGUGAUAACGAAGAAAAUGAUGAUAAUGUCAAUGAUCAUGAUGAUUUCACAAAAGAUCCUUUAGAAAAUGCAACGGACAACGAAGAUAAUUUAGAUAAUGAUGUAAAAUCCGAAAUUGUUGAUGAUAAUGAUGAUGAGUAUUCUCGUACUUCAUUGGAUAACGCUGAUAAUACUUUUGUAGAUUCUCACCUUAACAGCACCCUUAUCUCCCCUCAUCUUAGUGAUAGCAUUGAUAAAGAUGAUGGCGAUUUUUUUAAGUCUGUAGAAUCACAAAUUUUUCCUCAAGGCCGUUUAAAAUGUAAUAUAUGCCACAAGGCUUAUUUCACCAAUAUAGGUCUUCAAGCUCAUAUGGAUAUACAUUUACCUAAAGGUAAAACUAUUUCAAAGUCGUCAUUGAUUGUUGGUAAAUAUAUAAAAAAGAAGAAAAUCAUUAAAACCGCCGAAAUAUCGGAUGAUGAAAAUACCAAUAACCAGAACGCAAAGUUAGAAAAGGAUGAAAGUAGGGCGAAAAUUCCAAAACCAAAGAAAAUGUUUCCUUGUGAAGUUUGUGGUAAACAAAUGAUAUCUGCUUCGAAAUUAAGAUAUCACAUGGUAAUGCAUACAGGUGAAAAGGACUACUUAUGUACAAUGUGCCCUAAGGCGUAUUCAACAAUAUAUGCCCUUAAACAUCAUAUGCGCGCCCACACGGGAGAACGUCCGUAUGAGUGCAAAUUUUGUGGUGAUCGUUUUCUACGGCCAACUACGCUUAAAAGUCAUAUGCGACGACAUACGGGAGAGCGGCCAUACGGUUGCGAUAUUUGCGGCAAACGUUUCAUACAACACUCAUCUAUGGCUACACACAUGAAACUUAAUCAUAUGGAUAAAACUAUUCCCUGUCCCUAUUGUGAUAAAAAAUACGCCCGACAAACUGACUUAAAUACGCACUUAUUAAGUCAUAGCGGCGAUAAGCCAUUUGCCUGUCAAAUGUGCCCGAGUCGUUUUACACGGCAGUCUAAUUUAAAUAAACAUAUGAAUCAACAUCACAGUGACAUUGCACUUGGAGAUAAAAAAUCUAAAAAGAAAACCAUAAAGGAAGUUGGCGGCAGUAAUGAGAUUACACAACAAAUUGAGAGUAGUGACAAUAAUGAUUUGUCUAUGGAAAGGCCUUCAUGUUCUUCGAAUUUAAAUUCUACCGCUAUGUUGCCUCUUGAAAAGCAUUCAUCAGUUCCUAGUUUUCAACAAAUGUCUGCUGCAACAAAUGAGCUGUCUGUUAACCAAUUAAACAAUUGGAAUUGGCCCAAUCAAACUUAAGUGUAGUAUUAAAUAUUCCAUAUUGUAUGUGCCUUAAUGUAAUAUGUAAGCAUGUAUGUAAAUAAAAAGAUUCUAAUUUCAAAAAAAAAAAAAAUGUGAAUAUUACCAAAAAAUA
This is a messenger RNA of Calliphora vicina (urban bluebottle blowfly), 3730 nucleotides long. Its product is annotated as zinc finger protein 227-like. The record is from RefSeq and is a predicted model, not a curated record. Gene Ontology annotation, cellular component: nucleus. Lineage: Eukaryota; Metazoa; Arthropoda; Insecta; Diptera; Calliphoridae. The coding region runs from base 52 to 3615 and encodes 1187 amino acids. The transcript is spliced from 12 exons. Gene Ontology annotation, biological process: regulation of DNA-templated transcription. Gene Ontology annotation, molecular function: RNA polymerase II cis-regulatory region sequence-specific DNA binding; DNA-binding transcription factor activity, RNA polymerase II-specific; zinc ion binding.